Messenger RNA from Opisthorchis viverrini, 354 nucleotides. RefSeq lists its product as hypothetical. The transcript is spliced from 2 exons. The annotation marks the transcript as partial. NCBI's taxonomy places the organism in Eukaryota, Metazoa, Platyhelminthes, Trematoda, Opisthorchiida, Opisthorchiidae. The record is from RefSeq and is a predicted model, not a curated record.
AUGUGCAAUUCCAGGAGGCAAUUAAUCAAAUCCCGAGGGAAUAUUUGUUUCCACCUAGGAUUCGCACGAAGGGGAAUUUUCGAAAGCAUAGUAAUUCACAGAAGCAGUGGUCACGCACCACGUCUAACUGAAAAAAAUGAACUCCUAUGUGCGGCAAAUCGAAAGGCAAUCCAGAAACAAGGACUUCUUAUACCUGGAAGGUAUUGGAAAAAGUCGUUCAGAUUUGACAUUCUUUCGGUGCCUAGCUGCCAUGCCAUCCGGAGGAAGCACGAGGGCAAGGUUACUGCCAGAUUGCCCAAACCUAGACAGGGGAAGUCAAGAGGCAUAGUUUGUGUUCAAAUCACGGACCUUCCG